Glycine soja is the source of this 815-nucleotide messenger RNA. Its product is annotated as early nodulin-like protein 1. The transcript has 2 exons. Gene Ontology annotation, molecular function: electron transfer activity. The record is from RefSeq and is a predicted model, not a curated record. The coding region runs from base 94 to 621 and encodes 175 amino acids. NCBI's taxonomy places the organism in Eukaryota, Viridiplantae, Streptophyta, Magnoliopsida, Fabales, Fabaceae. Gene Ontology annotation, cellular component: plasma membrane.
CAAACACCCCAGUAAUGCAAACCCACCCACCAUUUUGUGCUUCUUUCUGUGUGCAAGAAAGGUAAAAGCUUUCACACACCAAGAAAAGUAGCCAUGGCUGCUUGCUCAAGAACUUCUCUUUUGCUCCUUUUCUUUCUCUUUGGAUUCUCCGCAGCUAAGGAACUAUUGGUUGGAGGCAAAAUAGAUGCUUGGAAGAUUCCAUCUUCUGAAUCAGAUUCCCUCAAUCAAUGGGCUGAAAGGUCUCGUUUCAGAGUCGGCGAUCAUCUUGUGUGGAAAUAUGAGAAUGGGAAGGACUCAGUGUUGGAAGUAACAAGGGAAGAUUAUGCCAAUUGCAGCACAUCCAAGCCCAUCAAAGAGUACAAUGAUGGAAACACAAAGGUGAAGCUAGAGCAUGCUGGUCCAUUCUACUUCAUAAGUGGAGCAAAGGGGCACUGUGAGAAGGGACAAAAGUUGAUUGUGGUGGUUAUGUCUCCAAGGCACAUUAUUUCUCCAGCACCUUCUCCAACAGAGUUCCACUUUGAGGGUCCCGCUGUAGCUCCUACUAGCAGUGCCACAACGUUUCAAGUUGGCCUACUCACUGCUCUUGGAGUUUUGGCCAUGUAUGUGGUUUUUCUCAAGUAAAUGAGACUCACCUUUGCGUUUUGGGGGGUCUAUUAUUAGGUUUGUAUGUGGGUUUUCUCAUGUGAAUGAGAGUUACCCCCAUCUCAUGGUGAAGUUCUCAUGAUUUGUGGACCUUAUUCUUUUUGUAGUGAAUAUAUAAUAUUUUUUCAAAAAAAAUAUAUAAAUCAAAGUAUGAGAAAGCCCCUUCCUUUUCA